AUGGAGUACAAAGAAAAGAUUAGAAUCGCGAUCGCCAUAGUUUCUCUUGCAGCAAUUUCAUUUGUUUUCACGAGGCAGUAUCGUAACAGACGCCGCCAGAGGCAAAAAUGCAGUUCAAGUUCAUGUUAUUUACAUUCCGACCAAAAACCGCAAUGUUCUUUCAAGCGUGUUUUAGCUGAUAACUCGUUCUCUCAGUUCAAGCACUUGAAGUUACAUGGGAACAAAAACGGUUUUGAUGCUAUGUCAGGAAAUUCUUCGAGUUCACAUCCCUAUGAAAGGGAGAUUUCAGCAUUGAUAGAGAAUAGUGGAAUUGAAUUUGGAUUUGAGAUAAACAGCAUCGUGGAUUUGAAGGAAAUGAAGGAUGAUUAUGUAUGGGUCGAGACUGAGUCUCAAUUAAAGGAGCUAACUGAUGAACUGAGUAACCAGAGCGUUUUUGCUGUUGAUACUGAGCAGCAUAGCUUACGUUCCUUUCUUGGUUUCACUGCUCUUGUUCAGAUUUCCACUCAGAAGGAAGAUUAUUUAUUGGAUACAAUUGCAUUGCAUGAUGCAAUGGGUAUUCUUGGUGCAGUUUUUGCAAAUCCUAAAAUUUGCAAGGUGUUCCAUGGAGGUGAUAACGAUAUACUUUGGCUGCAAAGAGACUUCCAUAUUUAUGUUGUUAAUUUAUUUGACACUGCAAAGGCAUGUGAAGUUCUGUCAAAGCCACAGAAAUCACUGGCAUACUUGCUUGAAACUUAUUGUGGUGUAUCCACCAACAAAUUACUACAGCGUGAAGACUGGAGGCAGCGCCCAUUGCCUGCAGAGAUGUUACAAUAUGCUCUAACAGAUGCACAUUAUCUGUUGUAUAUUGCAAGUUGUUUAAUCGCUGAGCUCAAACAAAAAGACAAUGAUAAUUCAUAUUCUUAUCCGGAUGUCAAAUUAAAGUUUAUUCUUGAGGCUAGUCGCCGUUCAAACAUGAUUUGUAUGCAACUAUACACAAAAGAGGUUGAAGAAUUUCCGGGUGAUGCUGCUGCAUCAUCACUUUUUUCUCGUUAUUUGAAUGAUCAAGGAGGUUCAUCAGUUUCAUGUGAGAUACAGGAUCUAGUGAGACGCUUGUGCACGUGGAGAGAAUUGAUGGCUCGUGUACAUGAUGAGGGCUUAAGGUUUGUAUUAUCAGACCAGGCUAUUGUUUCACUUGCGAACAAGGUUUCAACAAAUGCAAUGGAAAUAUAUGACACCAUAGCUCAAGCUGAUAAUAUGGAUCCAAUGAAUUGUAUUUCGUCUCAGCCAUCUCCAUCCCCUGUUGUUUGCAGCCAUUUUUAUGAUUUUUGUUGCUUAAUCCAGGAGAAUAAAAGCAACCUUGAUGAUAUUUUCUCACUGCUUUUGCAAAAAUGCCUGGGUCCAAAUGGGAGCUGCCCGUUGUCUGUUUAUAAUUAUGCAUUACUCAUUAGCUGUGAUGUGAGAUUAACAAAUAGAUCAAUGUCCAAGAAAAAUGGAUUUAAAAGUUCUAAGCAAGUUGCUCGGAAGGCUUCACGUUCACGAGAAUUGUUUGUCCAGAAGUUCUCUUGCAAAUCUCCAGUAUAUCAUAAUUGUAGGAUCUAUGCAAAUGAUGGACGUUUGCUUUGUUACUGUGAUCGAAGAAAGCUUGAAUGGUACCUCCAUCGAGAGCUUGCAAUACUUGUUGAUGAAAACCCUCCUGCCAUCAGGCUUCUUUUUGAGCCUAAGGGCCGUCCAGAAGAUGAAGACAAUGAUUUCUACAUCCAAAGCAAGAGAAAUAUAUGUGUCGGCUGUGGCGAAGGAAGUCAUUACUUACGCUAUCGAAUAAUUCCUUCAUGCUACAGAAUACACUUCCCUGAGCAUUUGAAAAGCCAUAGGUCUCAUGAUAUUGUCCUCCUUUGUGUGGACUGUCAUGAAGUUGCUCAUGCUGCCGCUGAGAAAUACAAAAGACAUGUAGCUGUAGAAUUUGGAAUUCCAUUGUUUGUUCGGAAAGUAGUUGAUUCUAAAGAAAGCGCUAUCAUAUCUGAGUCAUCUUCAUCACUGAUGACUGCCGAGGAGGCUGGAGUAUCUCCUUUACAAUUGCGCACAGCUGCUAUGGCUCUGUUGCGCCAUGGACCAAGAAUGCCACCCAAGCGCCGAGAGGAACUGACACAGAUUGUUACACAAUAUUAUGGAGGAAGGGAAAUAUCACAGGAAGAUUUGGAAAGAGCUUUGCUGGUUGGAAUGAGUCCCCAUGAGAGAAGAAGAUUUGAGAAGAAGAGAGGAUUGUCUUUGAAACGUUCUGCCAAUAAUAUUUGUUCGAACAACGAAUUGGUGCAUGAUGUUACCAUGGUGAAAUCUUCUGUUGAGAACAACUCUAUAACUGAUACUCCAGAUAGUUCACAAACUAUCAACUCAGAGCUACGAACUGAAGUAAAAGAAGAUCAAGACUUCUUCAAAACAACAGACCCUGAUGUGGGUGUCUCUUCUAAUCUACAAGUUGCAGAUGUCUCUGCUGCUGCUCACAAGGAUAUGAAUUCCAAUGAAAAUGAAGUUUCUGAUGGAAAAGAAAUCUGUGCUGGAAAUGAUGGUGAUACCUGUGAAAUCAAUCCACCAAAUGGAAUAGUUUGCUCAAAUUAUCCUACACAUGGUGGACAUGGCCUGUCCAAAAAUAAUUCAAAAUUAUCUCUAUUAGGACAUGGACCACAUGGAAAGCAAGUUGUGGAGCAUUUACUGAAAGAAUAUGGGGACGACGGCAUUCGUGAAUUUUGUCAGAGAUGGAGACAAGUUUUUGUUGAGGCAGUUCAUCCUCGUUUCUUACCUGCUGGCUGGGAUGUAAUGCACAGGAUUUGAUAGUGAGCGCUGUUUUUGCCAGUGGCAGAAGGGAAUUUGGUGAAUUCAGUGUGUACAAUCCAACCAAGAGAGCAUCUGCUGCAACAAGUUGAGUUAAAACCCUGCUGCAAAACUAGAGAAUCAUGCAGAUCAACUGUGUAAUUUUAUUCCAAAGGCUACCAUGUUGUAUUUUUAUUUUUAUUCUUUUACCAUUUCAAAUGUAGCAGGUUAUAGUUGAAUUUUUGUUUUUUUUUUAUUUUGUUUUUUUAGAUUAAAAUCAAUGUGCUGACAAAUAACAUGUCCGAUAAAAGGACUAGCUAUAAUCAAUUAAUUUAAUAUUUAUUUACUUA
This is a messenger RNA of Ricinus communis (castor bean), 3134 nucleotides long. RefSeq names its product protein RRP6-like 3. The record is from RefSeq and is a predicted model, not a curated record. Gene Ontology annotation, cellular component: nuclear exosome (RNase complex); nucleolus. The transcript is spliced from 12 exons. The coding region runs from base 1 to 2805 and encodes 934 amino acids. Gene Ontology annotation, biological process: nuclear polyadenylation-dependent snoRNA catabolic process; exonucleolytic trimming to generate mature 3'-end of 5.8S rRNA from tricistronic rRNA transcript (SSU-rRNA, 5.8S rRNA, LSU-rRNA); nuclear polyadenylation-dependent antisense transcript catabolic process. Gene Ontology annotation, molecular function: nucleotide binding; nucleic acid binding; 3'-5'-RNA exonuclease activity. Lineage: Eukaryota; Viridiplantae; Streptophyta; Magnoliopsida; Malpighiales; Euphorbiaceae.